AUGAAUGUACUUGUUGCGGAAGAACUUGUUCUCCCUCGAGAUACGGAAAGCUUCUUCUUGAAAUCCCCUACCCUUACCGACUUCUUCGCCCGACAACCCUGUUCUACGUGGCCUCUUCAACCAUUCUCUCAUCCCAAGCUCGAACGCGUAGCAGUGCACUGUUCCUCGGCUUAUGUCGCCGAUUUUAUGUCCGCAACGACCUUGCCAUCUCUCACGGAUCUCGCUGUUUCCAGUAUAUCAUACCAUGACUCAAAGAUGGAAGACGUACUUAACGGCCUCGUCCAUCGCUCGGGGUGCCGGUUGAGACGGCUUAACAUCCUCAAUGGGUGGUCUCACGAGAAACGGCUAUUGGAACAGCACAAGAUCAGCAAAGCGUUGGCGAUCCCGGUCGUGAACUGUGAACUUGACUGGGACAACAUGACGAUGAUGCACGAGCUGAAGACCGAGUGGUACGAGCGGGAGUAUUUCGUGGAACCUAAGCCCUAG
Messenger RNA from Coniophora puteana RWD-64-598 SS2, 486 nucleotides. RefSeq lists its product as uncharacterized. The record is from RefSeq and is a predicted model, not a curated record. NCBI's taxonomy places the organism in Eukaryota, Fungi, Basidiomycota, Agaricomycetes, Boletales, Coniophoraceae. The transcript has a single exon. The coding region runs from base 1 to 486 and encodes 161 amino acids.